Messenger RNA from Chironomus riparius, 1290 nucleotides. The record is from the annotation of a GenBank genome assembly. NCBI's taxonomy places the organism in Eukaryota, Metazoa, Arthropoda, Insecta, Diptera, Chironomidae.
AUGUUCCGACCGGAAUUGUUAACUGCUAUUGAAAGAGAUUCAAACAACUUAUCAUUAAUUUCCUCUUAUCAAAAUGAUGAUCUGAUUGAGAAAUUAAAAAUUCUGAACUUUGAAAACUUACUUUUAAAAGAAAUGAAAAUGAAGCCUUUAAGUAAAUUUUAUUUCAAUAAAGUGCGAAAUUCUGGAGAGCAAUUCUUUCUUUUUGUAUCUAUUGCUGCAUGGCUGGUUCGUGAAACUGGGAAAUCUUUUGAGCAGCCACAAGAAUUUGAUGAUCCAAAUGUGGUGAUUUCAAAAAUUAUCAAAUCUUUAAAUGAUAUGGAUAUUGCUACAGACUUUCAGUCAAAUAAACUUAUAUCUGGAGCUGGUCCCAUUUGUGUUUAUGUCCUUGAUUCUCUCGCUACAAAAGUUUUGAAACUUUCAACAGUUCAGGUUAACAAACCUCAAAUAAAAGCUGAAGAAAAUUCUUCACUUGAUAUUAUUGAUAAUGAUUCUGAAAUAAUUUUGGAGAAAUUGGAUGAACAAACUAUUUUAGAAAGUGAAAGUGAUGAUGAACGUGAAAGGAACUCUAUCUAUGAUCUGAAUUUAAAUGAGAGAAAAAGAAGCAAGUAUAAUAAAGAAAACAAAGUCAAUACAUUGGCAGACAAUGAAAAUUUCAGAUUGGAAAUGGAAAGAGUGUUACCUCAACUUAAAAUUGUUGUUAAAAGCGACAAUCGAGAUUGGAGAGCUCAUCUUGAACAAAUUAAGACUCUUAAGAGUAAUAUUGAAGCCGCAUCUGAAGAAGCACAAACUCAACUAAAGAAAAUGCAAAAUGAAAUAAUUUUCACAAUGGAUAAAAUUGAUAGCCGAGAAAAACAUCUUAAUAAAGAAUUAAAGGAUUUGAUAAAGGAGUAUAAACAAUUAUCAAUCGAACUAAUAAAAAUUAAUAAAGGAAUGAAAGAAAAUGAAGAAAUCAAAACUAAAAUGGAAGAUACAAUUACAAAACUUACAAAUGAGCUUGAAAAUGUUAAAAUUCAAAUGGAGCAACGCGGAAAUUCAAUGACAGAUGGAAGUCCUCUUAUUAAUAUAAAAAAGGCAGUUAUUCGAUUGAAAGAAGAAAUUUCGGAAUUAGAUAUCAAGAUUGGUGUAAUGCAACAUACAUUAACUAGUGAUAUAAUCAGAAGAAAGAAUCACUAUGCAGAGUUUGAUCUUGGAACAUCACAUGCUGCAUAAAAAAUUCAAUUCAAUAGUUUUGAUUAAUAUUCUUAAUAAUGUAGAAAUUGUAAGCGUCGUUAAAUAAAUUAAAGAUUUGUC